ACCAUGGGUAUAUUUAUCCUGGCAGCCCGACUUCUGCUCCACAAAAAUAUAUACACUCUAUUUAAUUUCCUUGACUCUGAGAUUGUGUUACGAAACGACAGCUCAAGUCACGCAUAUCAAUAUGUGCUGACAGUAAUACAUCAUCGAAGCAGCAAACUCGGUAAUCGCCCAUGACGAAGUUCCAAUAAAUACACCUAACCACAAGUUGAGCUGGUACAAGCGCAGUUGUUAACGACUACCCCAAUUCAAUUGAGCUCAAAUGAAAAUCAAUAUUACCAAGCCUUCUACAAUUAUUUAGUUGAUUCAAGUUUCACUGUAUCGAUAAUCAGUCACAAAGGCGCAAGUGUGUUCUGGGAUAAACCACCAAUGGCCAGGUAGAUGAAGCCCAUCGACUAAAUUGGAAAUAGUGUAGGUCCAAGUGGUUCAAAUUCUGAGUAUUUGUUUAAACUUUGUGAUUCAAGUAGACAAUUAGGUCCAGAAAACGAAGUGAGUGACUUUUAUUUAGAAGAGCUUUCGAAGAGAGUUAAACAACUCAAAUAAGACUGAUUGAACAAUGUCACACUUGAAUAUGAAUAGCUCUACGCAAUCAAACAAUCAAGGACACUCAAAUUGACAUCUGGAAAUGAAUUCGAUUUAUGGAUAUUAUAAUCUCUGUAUCAUCAUAUGUAUUGAUAAAUUUUACACACAUAUGAAAAAAGACUAAAAACUUACGGGGAGCAUCAGAGAGAAAAAAUUCUAAAAAGGUGAUAAGAAAGAAGUAGCUGAAACUCACCAAAGGAACAGAAGGAGUAUUGUCCUGAUCUUGAGACUAAUUUUAAAUGUAUGCCAUGAUUGAGAAUCCACAAACCCAGUCCACAAACUCAAAAC
[Candida] anglica is the source of this 867-nucleotide messenger RNA. The record is from the annotation of a GenBank genome assembly. Lineage: Eukaryota; Fungi; Ascomycota; Pichiomycetes; Serinales; Debaryomycetaceae.